AUGUCUUCUUAUCUGUCCAACAUUAGAAGUGCAGCCGCAUUGGCUACGCUCGUAACUAUUUUGUUGAACUUAUUCGUUUAUUAUUAUCCUGAUAUUUUAAAUUCAACUGAUAAGUGUAAUUGGCAUAAAUUCAAUGAUAAUGAAGUUAAUGAAAGUUCAAGAUCUCCUCGAUUAUUAAGUCAACAUGAAAUUAUCAAUUGGUUACCAGAAUUUGUUAGUGAUAAGAUUCUUUUAAAUCUUCCUCAUUUACAAGAUUUAACUGAUCAAACAUCUAAAUCUCCCUUUGAUGAAUCAAAUCAUGUUAAAGAUCUUCAUUUCUUAUUAUUUGGAGAUCCACAAAUUAAUGGUAAUUGGAAACUGACACCUUAUAUUAAAAGAUUAGAUAAUUAUGGAAAUGAUUAUUAUUUAGGUCAUAUUUAUAGUGUUAUGCAAUCAAGAUUAAAUCCAAGUCAUGUUGCAGUAAUGGGAGAUUUAUUCUCAUCUCAAUGGAUCCAUGAUUCUGAAUUUUAUAAUAGAACAAACAGAUUUGUUGAAAGAUUAUUUCCAAGACCAUUAGAAUAUAAAAAAAAUGUGGUUGAAACUUAUGAAAAACAUGAAGAUUAUGAUUGGAGAGCUUGGUUAGAUCAAGAAGUUAAUAUGGAUCCAGUUGAUAGAUUUAAAUCUCGAGUUUAUAAUGAUGUUUAUGAUUGGUUUAAUCAUUCAGCAAAAUAUCCUAAUUUUUAUAAUCCAUUAUUUAUAAAUUUAACUGGUAAUCAUGAUAUAGGUUAUAGUGGUGAUGCUACAUGGCAACAUAUGGCAAGAUUUCAUCAUUUAUUUGGUCAAAAUAAUUAUGUUAUUAAUUAUAAUAAAGGUACACCAGAAGAAUGGAGAAUUGUUAUAUUAGAUUCUUUAACUUUAGAAGGUCCAGCUUUACAAGAAGAAUUUCUUAAUUAUACUUGGUCAUUCUUAAAUAAUUUAAAUGAUAUUGAAAAUCCAACAUUUAAAGGUUCAACAAUUUUAAUGACUCAUAUACCAUUUUAUAAGAAAGAAGGAUUAUGUAGAGAUGGUCCAGAACAUAAAUAUUAUGUUGAUAAUGAAAGAGAACCUUAUAAAAAUGGUAAAUUAAGAUCUCAAAAUCAUUUGGCUUAUGAUGUUAGUCAAAAGAUAUUAAAUAUUGUAUUUCCAAAUACUGAUAAAGAAGGUAUUAUAUUAACUGGUCAUGAUCAUGAAGGUUGUGAUGAUUAUUAUAAUUUAAUUAAUGGAGAAUGGAUAGCAUCAAAAGAAAAAAUUAAUAAAGAAAGAGAAUCAAUUAGAGAAAUUGUAGUUAGAUCAAUGAUGGGAGAUUUUAAUGGUCAAACUGGUAUUUUAACAGGACACUUUGAUUAUGCAUCUAAAUUCUGGAAAUUUGAAUUCUCUUAUUGUUCAUUUACUGUUCAACAUUGGUGGUGGGCAAGUAAAAUUAGUUUAUUAAUUUCUAUUCUUUUACAUUCUUUAUAUUGGAUAAGCAUAUUUUAA
Molecule: messenger RNA, 1494 nt
Organism: Scheffersomyces amazonensis
Lineage: Eukaryota; Fungi; Ascomycota; Pichiomycetes; Serinales; Debaryomycetaceae
Exons: 1
Coding region: 1-1494 (497 amino acids)
Biological process (GO): GPI anchor biosynthetic process
Cellular component (GO): endoplasmic reticulum
Source: RefSeq, a predicted model, not a curated record